AUGGCGACAGUUCUAGAGAUAGAACAGGAGCAACCCAAGAUCAGCAAGGUUGAAGAAGAAGAGAUUUCACCCAUCGAAGAAGUUAGAUUAACAGUAUCUACCCUUGAUGAUCCAACACUACCAAUAUGGACAUUCAGAAUGUGGGUAUUAGGUUUAAUAUCAUGUGCUGCUCUAUCAUUCAUCAACCAAUUCUUUUAUUACCGUACAGAACCGUUGAUUAUAACUCAGAUUACUAUUCAGAUUGCAAGUUUACCUAUUGGAAAAUUCAUGGCAUAUGCAUUACCAACAACUAAGUUUCAUAUACCUGGUUUAGGAGAUUGUUCGCUUAAUCCAGGUCCAUUCAAUUUGAAAGAACAUGUUUUGAUCUCUAUGUUUGCGAAUGCUGGGAGUGGUUUCGGUCAAGGUCCCGCUUAUGCAAUCGGUAUUGUUGAUAUUAUUAAAGCUUUUUAUAAGAGGAAAAUCUCCUUCUUAACAAGUAUGCUUCUGGUUAUUACUACUCAGGUUCUUGGAUAUGGGUGGGCUGGUGUUAUGAGAAAAUAUGUCGUGGAACCUGCGAUUAUGUGGUGGCCUGCAACAAUGCCACAAGUCUCUCUUUUCAGGGCAUUGCAUGAGAAGGAUCCUGGCGAGCAAUGGAUGUCAAAGGGAAAAUUCUUUAUAAUUGCAUGUAUUGCCAGUUUCGUUUGGGCUUUAGUCCCAGGUUAUCUUUUUCCAACGUUGUCAGCGCUCUCUCUGCUCUGCUUUGCAUUCCCUAAAUCAGUCACGGCUCAUCAAAUCGGUUCAGGCAUGCAUGGAUUAGGAAUUGGAUCAUUUAGCUUCGACUGGUCCCUAAUAGCUUCAUAUAUGUAUAGCCCCCUUAUUAGUCCAUUUUUCGCCACAGCCAAUGUCGCUGUAGGUUAUGCCUUGGUCGUGUACGUCGUAACCCCGGUUACUUAUUGGGGUAUGAACUUGUACAAUGCAAAGACAUUCCCGAUAUUUUCACCACACUUAUUCACUUCGCAAGGGAAUAGAUAUAAUAUAUCAGCAAUUGUAAACGACAAGUUUGAGUUAGAUGCACUGCAGUACGCACAACAAGGGCGGAUAAAUUUGAGUACGUUUUUCGCGGUCACCUACGGGAUUGGGUUCGCGGCCGUCGCAGCAACCCUGACACAUGUUGGCCUGUUUCACGGAAAAGAGAUUUGGGAUAAAUGGAGAGCUUCAAGAUCUUCACGGAAGGAAAAGGAGGAUAUCCAUACAAGAUUGAUGAAGGAGUACAAGGACAUACCCAACUGGUGGUUCUACCUCAUGCUUGCCGCGACGUUUGUAGUUUCGCUUCUGGUCUGCUUUCUCGCAAAAGAUGAGGUUCAGAUGCCCUGGUGGGCACUUAUCCUUGCCUGCGCAAUAGCCUUGAUAUUCACUCUUCCAAUCAGCAUCAUCACUGCUACUACGAAUCAGACACCAGGACUGAACAUCAUCACAGAAUAUCUAAUGGGACUUAUGCUACCUGGAAAGCCAAUUGCAAACGUAUGCUUCAAAACAUAUGGGUAUAUAAGCAUGACCCAAGCCAUAGCCUUCCUCCAGGAUUUCAAGCUAGGGCACUACAUGAAGAUUCCGCCGAAAUCAAUGUUCUUAGUUCAGCUCAUCGGAACCAUCAUAGCUGGAGUAAUCAACACCGGGACAGCGUGGUAUAUGCUGAACUCUGUCAAGAAUAUUUGUCAAGAUGAUCUCCUUCCAGCUAAUAGCCCAUGGACGUGCGCACAAGAUCGAGUUUUUUAUGACGCAUCUGUAAUCUGGGGUCUGGCAAGCCCAAAGCGAAUCUUUGGCGUGGAUGGAAAUUAUAUAGCUCUAAACUGGUUCUUUCUCGGGGGUGCUCUAGCUCCAGCUUUGGUUUGGGUACUACAUAGGAAAUUCAAAAAACAAACCUGGAUUGCCUUGAUCAACAUGCCAAUCAUUCUGCAAGCGACCGCAAUGAUGCCACCAGCUUCGUCUGUAAACCUGAGCUCAUGGAUAGUGGUGGGAGUCAUCUUCAACUAUUUCGUUUUUAAGUACCGCAAAAAUUGGUGGCAGAGGUAUAAUUAUGUUCUUUCUGCUGCCUUAGACGCUGGAGUGGCUAUCAUGUCGCUAUUCAUAUACUUUGCCCUCAGCGGUACGACACUGAACUGGUGGGGCACAGGUGGUGAGUAUUGUGACUUGGCUACUUGUCCGACAGCAAAGGGCGUGGUCGUUGAUGGUUGUCCAGUUUUCUGA
This is a messenger RNA of Papaver somniferum (opium poppy), 2223 nucleotides long. RefSeq names its product oligopeptide transporter 4-like. Bases 1 to 2223 code for a protein of 740 amino acids. Gene Ontology annotation, biological process: transmembrane transport. The transcript has 6 exons. Gene Ontology annotation, molecular function: oligopeptide transmembrane transporter activity. The record is from RefSeq and is a predicted model, not a curated record. NCBI's taxonomy places the organism in Eukaryota, Viridiplantae, Streptophyta, Magnoliopsida, Ranunculales, Papaveraceae.